UAGUCGCCGGGUCAGUGCGGCUCUGUGAAGGCGGUGACAGACGGGGCGGCGGCUGUUACUUGUCCAAAUUGGGAGAUCACGUGAGUCCGGGAGGAAACAGCUGGAGGAACAGAGGAGCCAUGGGGAUCAAAUUUUUAGAAGUCAUCAAGCCGUUUUGUGCUGUUCUUCCUGAAAUCCAGAAACCAGAAAGAAAGAUCCAAUUCAGGGAAAAAGUAUUAUGGACAGCUAUCACACUCUUCAUUUUCUUAGUAUGCUGUCAGAUACCAUUGUUCGGCAUCAUGUCAUCAGACUCUGCCGAUCCAUUCUAUUGGAUGAGAGUUAUAUUGGCAUCAAACAGAGGUACCUUAAUGGAACUGGGUAUCUCUCCAAUUGUAACUUCUGGUCUAAUUAUGCAGCUGCUUGCUGGAGCAAAAAUCAUCGAGGUUGGUGACACACCGAAAGAUCGAGCGCUCUUCAAUGGAGCUCAAAAAUUGUUUGGGAUGAUUAUCACCAUUGGUCAGGCUAUAGUAUACGUAAUGACUGGCAUGUAUGGAGAUCCAGCAGAGAUGGGGGCUGGCAUUUGUCUACUCAUCAUUAUACAGCUGUUUGUUGCUGGGCUGAUAGUCCUCCUGCUGGAUGAGCUGUUGCAAAAGGGUUAUGGUCUGGGAUCUGGUAUUUCCCUCUUCAUUGCCACAAAUAUCUGUGAAACCAUCGUGUGGAAAGCUUUUAGCCCUACCACCAUCAAUACAGGCAGGGGCACUGAGUUUGAAGGUGCAGUGAUUGCUUUGUUCCACCUGCUGGCGACUCGACAAGAUAAGGUUCGAGCUUUGCGGGAAGCUUUCUACCGACAGAAUCUGCCUAAUCUCAUGAACCUCAUUGCCACUAUAUUCGUGUUUGCCGUUGUUAUCUACUUUCAGGGAUUUCGUGUGGAUCUGCCCAUCAAGUCUGCACGUUAUCGUGGACAAUACAGCAGCUAUCCCAUUAAGCUGUUCUAUACGUCUAACAUCCCCAUCAUUCUUCAGUCUGCUCUUGUGUCCAACUUGUAUGUUAUCUCCCAGAUGUUGUCUGUUCGAUUCAGUGGGAACUUCCUAGUCAACCUGCUGGGCCAAUGGGCUGAUGUGAGUGGAGGUGGGCCAGCUCGCUCAUACCCAGUUGGUGGACUCUGCUAUUACCUUUCCCCUCCAGAGUCUAUCAGUGCUGUGUUUGAUGAUCCCAUUCAUGUCACUGUUUACAUCAUCUUCAUGCUUGGAUCAUGUGCUUUCUUCUCCAAGACUUGGAUUGACGUUUCUGGUUCCUCUGCUAAGGAUGUUGCUAAACAGCUUAAGGAGCAGCAGAUGGUAAUGAGAGGCCACAGGGAAACCUCCAUGGUCCACGAACUCAAUAGGUAUAUUCCUACAGCAGCUGCUUUUGGUGGACUUUGUAUUGGAGCACUUUCAGUCCUGGCAGAUUUUCUAGGAGCCAUUGGAUCUGGAACUGGGAUCCUCCUUGCUGUUACUAUCAUCUAUCAAUACUUCGAAAUCUUUGUGAAAGAACAGGCUGAAGUUGGAGGCAUGGGUGCAUUAUUCUUUUAAGUUGUCAAACUCCAAAGGGUUUAUUUAUGGAAAAGGGAAAUAUUUUUUACAUUGUACACCAUUUCUGUGUAAAGGGAGUUUUUUGUUUUGCUUAUCCACUCCCUGCACCGCCUCCCCCCCCA
Carcharodon carcharias (great white shark) is the source of this 1672-nucleotide messenger RNA. RefSeq names its product protein transport protein Sec61 subunit alpha. Bases 120 to 1550 code for a protein of 476 amino acids. Gene Ontology annotation, cellular component: membrane; Sec61 translocon complex. The transcript is spliced from 13 exons. Gene Ontology annotation, molecular function: signal sequence receptor activity; ribosome binding; transmembrane protein transporter activity. The record is from RefSeq and is a predicted model, not a curated record. Gene Ontology annotation, biological process: SRP-dependent cotranslational protein targeting to membrane, translocation; post-translational protein targeting to membrane, translocation. NCBI's taxonomy places the organism in Eukaryota, Metazoa, Chordata, Chondrichthyes, Lamniformes, Lamnidae.